ACCACGUCAGUUCUCCACUUUCGCGCGAAACCAUAACCACCAUCAUUCAACCCUGCUUCCUCCUCCUCAUCCUCCCUCUCUCUCUCUCUCCAACGAUUUUUCUCCUGUUUCUUCACCUCCGAAUUAUCAUUUUCGUUUCCUUCGAGUUGCUUUGCUUCUCUUUCUUCUUCCCUCGGAAUCCUAAUUCCGCCCCCAACUCCGUCAUGGAAGAUGAAUAGACUCAUAUCCUACCCAGGUUCCCAGUUCCGCCAGUUCCAGCGCCUCGGCGAAAACCUCGUCAGUCAGUCGUUCUCUGCCUCAAGCGUCGCAGCAGACGAUCACCCUCUCCAUAUUCUAUGGCGCUACCAGAUCCUCGAUCCGGACAGCGACAUUGUCAACUAUUGGAACUAUGUCUUCCUCAUAACCUCCAUUAUUGCUCUCUUCAUCGAUCCUCUCUUUUUCUUCCUCCCCUAUGUCGGUACGGACGGCGUCUGUUUGAGCAACGACAAUCAUCUCGCUGUCCUGAUCACCUUUUUUAGGUCCAUUGCUGACAUGUUCUUCUUGCUGCACAUGCUCAUGAAGUUCCGUACAGCUUUUGUUGCUCCGAAUUCUAGGAUUUUUGGACGGGGUGAACUCGUCAUGGACGCUAGGGAAAUUGCCAGGCGUUAUCUCAAGUCCGAUUUCGUUAUCGAUCUGGCAGCUACGCUUCCGCUUCCUCAGAUUGUCGUUUGGAUAGUCAUUCCAGCCACAAGAGAUAACAGUGCUGAUCAUGCCAAUAAUGCACUUUCUCUCAUGGUUCUUAUUCAAUAUAUUCCCAGAAUUUUUCUUAUCUUCCCUUUGCAUCAACGUAUUGUAAAAACUACUGGCUUUGUUGCCAAAACUGCUUGGGCAGGAGCUGGUUACAAUCUCCUCCUUUACAUGCUUGCCAGUCAUACUUUAGGAGCUUCAUGGUACCUGUUGUCGCUGGCGCGGCAAUUCUACUGCUGGAAGUCAGAGUGUCUCAAGGAGGAUAAGUCAGGAACUAUAGGUUGCAUUAAGCCUUUUCUAGAUUGUAGCAGUUUGGGAAGAUUUGAACGUCAAUACUGGCGGAAUGUCACUAGUGUUGCUGCUAAUUGUGACCCAAAAGACAGCAACAUUUUAUUUCAUUUUGGAAUAUUUGCUGGUGCUUUUACAAAUGAUGUUGCUACCUCACCGUUUAUUCAUAAGUACUUGUAUUGUCUUUGGUGGGGCUUAAGAAAUUUAAGUUCAUAUGCACAAACUUUGGAGACAAGCACAUUUCUUGGUGAGAACAUUUUCUGCAUAGUUACAUGUAUUCUUGGUUUAGUUCUUUCAGCACAGUUGAUUGGCAACAUGCAGACUAAUUUGCAAUCUAUGACGGUGAGAGUUGAAGAGUGGAGGAUUAAGCGAAGAGAUACAGAGGAGUGGAUGAGGCAUCGCCAAUUACCUCCAGAUUUGCAGGAACGUGUACGUCGGUUUGUUCAGUACAAAUGGCUUGCUACAAGAGGUGUUCAUGAAGAGUCUAUAUUGCGUUCAUUGCCAUUGGAUCUUCGACGAGAAAUUCAGCAACAUUUACGUCUGAACCUUGUUCGUCGUGUCCAAUUCUUCUCACAAAUGGAUGAACAGCUACUUGAUGCCAUAUGUGAACGCCUUGUGUCUUCUUUGAGUACUCAGGGAACCUACAUAUUUCAAGAAGGUGAUCCCGUAAAUGAGAUGCUGUUUAUAAUUAGAGGACAAUUGGAGAGCUCAACGACUGAUGGAGGAAGAUCUGGAUUCUUUAACUCUAUCACCCUUAGACCUGGUGACUUCUGCGGUGAGGAAUUAUUGACAUGGGCCCUAAUGCCCAAUCCUAGUGCAAACCUUCCUUCUUCAACUCGGACUGUCAGAGCUCUUUCUGAAGUCGAAGCUUUUGCCCUUCAAGCUGAAGACCUUAAAUUUGUUGCACAACAAUUCAAGAGACUUCAAAGCAAGAAGCUACAGCAUGCCUUUAGGUACUAUUCUCAUCAGUGGAGGACAUGGGCAGCUUGCUUGAUUCAAUCUAUUUAUAGAAGGUAUCAGAAAAGAAAGAUGGCAAAAGAGUUGGCUGCACGAGAGAGCCUCGCUUAUAUUUCAAUCCCAGAGGAAGAGUACUACUACUAUAAUGAGCUAGCAGAUGGAGAUUAUGAGAACGAAAGUAAUGAGAGGUUAUCAACUGACGACGCAAACAAUGUUCAGCAUCUAGGAGCCACAAUUUUGGCUUCAAAAUUUGCUGCAAAUACUAGAAGAGGGACUCAACAGAAAGACCAGGUUGAUUCUGCUUCCAGAUUAAAGAUGCCCCAGUUGUUUAAACCUGUUGAGCCUGAUUUCUCUGUACACAAAGAAGAUGUUUAGUUAGUAAAAUAAAAUAAUAAUUAUAAUAAUAAGAAGAAGAUGAAAUUGUAAAGAUGAACUAAUGAGAAAAAUCGUUAGGAACUUGUAUAAUAUUUAUUCUAAUUCAUAUGUAUGUAUAGACUAGCAUUGAUAGUUGCAUUUCCUAAUUCAAU
Manihot esculenta (cassava) is the source of this 2498-nucleotide messenger RNA. Its product is annotated as cyclic nucleotide-gated ion channel 18. The transcript has 6 exons. Gene Ontology annotation, biological process: transmembrane transport; monoatomic ion transport. Gene Ontology annotation, cellular component: membrane. The record is from RefSeq and is a predicted model, not a curated record. Gene Ontology annotation, molecular function: monoatomic ion channel activity. Lineage: Eukaryota; Viridiplantae; Streptophyta; Magnoliopsida; Malpighiales; Euphorbiaceae. Bases 211 to 2346 code for a protein of 711 amino acids.